GUGAGGUGUCUGUCCGCAUGCAAGUGUCGUUGUCUCACCACGCACACCUACAACAGCAUCAGGGCCAGCAGCUGACCCGCUCCGUCACCCCCGCGAUUGGCCCUCAUCAGCGCAGCUAUGCCUAGAGCUGCAUCUUAGCAGCUCAAGACAGGGCUCCGGAAGGACGGGCCUAUCACCGAGGGCAGCCAGAGAGGUCAUGGCCAAAAGAAUACAUGAAAGCCUGAUCUGCCCAUAUCAUCAUCACACUGCAAAAACUCAAAACCUUCUCAUCACAUGCAUCCCCUGUCUGUCUGUCUGUCAGCCCGUCUUCUGCCCUUCUCACAUUUGUCCAUCAUCAUCAGGGCAGUCGCUUCAGCCUCACAGCAGUACCAUAGGCAAGAUGCUCGCUGGUCUGCGGCGCCACAGUGCCGGUGGCAUAGCGCAAGCCGAUGACGCCGUUGGCGCCCCUGGCCCUUGCCGCCGCCACCAGGCGGUCGAGGGCCUCCUCUCGAGACUCGCGCUGCAGCUGCGUGUACAUCGCGAGUUCGCCACCAAUGUAGCUGCACACACGAGUACAUCGGAAAACGCACCCCUGAACAUAAUGAGGAGCAUGGCUUCUCCUUCGUCCUUACGACUUGAGAUGGGCCAGGAAGUCUCGCGCCACGUCCCUCGUCCUCACCGUGUUACCCUCAACCACACCCAAAGCCUCCACCACCUCGUAGCCAGGCACACUCAGGACAGUCGACAGCACCACGCGUUCAUCGGUGUCUGCUGUAGUUGCAGCAGGUGGAUCUGAGGAGCUGGCACUGCAGAAUGGCUGGCGGCAGGGGGACUCGCGAGAAGCGGCAACGGGUGCGGUGAGCCGACGGAGAUGUCGCAGCGAAGAGCGGAAAGGCAGCAUCAGAAAGGGGCCUGCAUGAGCAAACACAGCUAGAGGGGAUACGCUGUCUACUCCGCAAGACGCAUUCAGAACAGAUGAGGCCGCACGUCACGUCGUUCACCUUUUAUCGCAGGACAGGGACGAGGGAUUGAGAUCAGAGAAGAGGGACCUGCUGCGCGUGCUGUGCGUUGCGUGUUGGUUGUUGCCUUCGUGUUGGACUCGUAGAUCAGAUGUCUGGUCGUCCCCCCUUAUUCAACGCGCUGCGGGCGGGCGGGCUGCCCAGAUCUCCCUGGUCGCCAU
Messenger RNA from Vitrella brassicaformis, 1159 nucleotides. The record is from the annotation of a GenBank genome assembly. Lineage: Eukaryota; Vitrellaceae.